AUGUCAGCAAACUCGGAAAGAAAAGGAAUAAUAAAUAAUGGUGGCGAGAGUGAGAAAAUUAUCGAUAAGGAUGAAAGUUUUAAAAUUUCUGAAGAAGAAAAAAAUGAGAAGGAGGAGAAUCACACUAGUGAAGCAUAUCAUGAUUUAAGUGAAAUUGGUGAAAAUUUUAUUAAAACUAUUAUGCAUGGAUUAGAAACUCUUGGUUCCACAAUUACUCACAAAGAGUCUAACGCUGAUGAUGAUCAAGGAUCUUCAACGCAGAAUGAAAAUUCCCAAAAUUCGCAUCAAUCCAACUCCCCAACGAACAGAGAUUCAUCACAAGAAAUUUUUAAUGAAAAUUCACAAAAUUCGCAUCAACCCAACUUCCCAACGAACAGAGAUUCAUCACAAGAAAUUUUUAAUAAUCAAAUUAUUACAGAAACCGAACAUGUAGGUCAUUAUCGGAUUAUCUUUUGA
Dentiscutata erythropus is the source of this 456-nucleotide messenger RNA. NCBI's taxonomy places the organism in Eukaryota, Fungi, Glomeromycota, Glomeromycetes, Diversisporales, Gigasporaceae. The record is from the annotation of a GenBank genome assembly.